AUUACAAUAACAUCGGUGUCAUUAGCCAUCCUUUAUUUUCGAUCAUUUCAUUUAAUUUAUUUUGUUAUUGGCGCCAUCUUGACUACAUUAGAAGCAAAAGUUCUAAAGCACAUCAUCAAGCAACCAAGGCCAGACUCAUAUAAACUGGACAAUAAAAAGAAGGCAUCGUAUGGUAUGCCUUCUUCACACUCCCAAGCAAUAAGUUUCUUUGCUGCCUAUUUCCAACUAGUCACCAUGUCCCCCACACUACCCGAGCAUUUCCGUCUGUUUGGAUUAUCUGCAAGCGCCUUAGCCGUUUUAUUGAGCACCUUUUCUCUUGGCGUCAUUUGGUCACGAGUACAGCUAGGACAUCAUACAAUCUCUCAAGUAAUGGUUGGUACAGUUUUAGGGACACUUUCUGCCUUGGUAUGGUUUCGCCUUUGGCAAGUCUAUUUUUCUCGAUAA
Molecule: messenger RNA, 444 nt
Organism: Rhizopus microsporus ATCC 52813
Lineage: Eukaryota; Fungi; Mucoromycota; Mucoromycetes; Mucorales; Rhizopodaceae
Product: phosphatidic acid phosphatase type 2/haloperoxidase
Exons: 1
Molecular function (GO): sphingosine-1-phosphate phosphatase activity
Source: RefSeq, a predicted model, not a curated record